AUGGAGAUGAUUACAAGCACAUCGGCAAUUCUAGCCAUCUUUGGCCAGGCGGAUAUUGACGUGUGCCAGGCUGAAGACCGUAACUCACCCUUUCGUCGACCUCAGCAGUCCGACCCUCGGAUUCAGCUUCGCAGACAGGGAUCUGCCGCGAUCGAUAUUCUCUUCCUAGAACGCCUCUCGUCUCUCGGUAUCGGGAAGCCUGAUAGUGUUUCGACGACGCGGGUCACCACGCGCUCGUCUUGGAGAGAUCUCCGCCAGGGCAGGUGCGCUCCUGCUCUGGUUGUGCACCGAGAGGGUGGGCAGCUGAUUCUCACAUUCACCCAGAGCGCAAAGGCUGCUCACCUCAUUCACCAGUACAACUUCCCCCCUGCCUUCACCACCCUUAUCUUGGACAACUACCGGCCUCCCAAGAUCUUCCAAGAUUCUCCUCGGCCACGAGAUUCUCCCCGCAUCCCUUCUCCCCUCGUCGUCUACUCUGGAAAUCAAACGCAUCCCACAACCCACGACACUUCAGGCAAGAUGCGCUUUACUUCGUUGAACCUCCUGCCCCUAUCCCCUCUCGACCAGAUCGCUCCGAGGAUCUACGUGAGAUCGAUCUUCGCGCUCAACACUAGCGAAGGAUACGACUCGGUCACCACCAAGGAGCACCUUCAACGGUGCUUCCACAAGGCCCUCGCCCGAUGGCCGUUUCUGGCUGGCCAGAUUCGCCCUACCGCGAUGGACCGAAACCGUCUCGAACUGGCCUACACCCUGGAUGACAAGGCCUUGGAUCUCGCCCGCCGCCCUGAUCUCUUUUGCUGUGACCGCAUCAAUGAGCUUGGAGGCUACACUUAUCAGGAGCUGGUGGCUCUCGGAAUGCCCCCAAUUGCGAUGGACAAGGACAUCCUAUCCCUCUCGCCAAACCAUCCCAAGCCUGGCGAAUCUUGCCCUCCUGUCACUCUCAAGAUCACCGAGAUGACUGGAGGUGGCCUCUUUCUGUGCUUCUCGACGCACCAUGGCAUCUUCGAUGGAGGUUUCAUCAAGACCUUCCUCGAGUACUUCGGCAAGAUCGCGCAAGAGGAGUCGACGAAAUCCUGCUCGCUCCCUGAACCAGCCAUUGAGAUGCAGCCAACUUGGCUCACAGAGCUCAAAGCCAGACCCAGCUUGUCUGUGUACGAGAACACAGACAUCAAAGGUGCCGAGUUCCCAGAAUAUGAUUUCACCGACAAAGAGAACUCUUCCACCGCUUCCACCAACACCAAACCCCCGCGCGCGGUCUGCAAAAUCUUCAGCUUCAACAACGCAAUCCUGAAGAAUCUCCAGACUGAGGCACUCCGAUACCUCCACGAGAUCUACGGUAGCACUACCUUCGUCUCCAGGGCCGACACUCUCUCCGCUAUGGUCUGGGUUCACGUCACUCGGUCGCGCCUUCCCCAUCUGUCGCCCUCGGAUGACACCAGCUUCACCACCGCAGCCGACGCCCGCCCUCGCCUCUCCCCAGCCUUCCCUGCUACAGCCUGGGGCAAUAUCUACACCCAAACCAUGGCUGGCAACCAGGUCGGCAUUCUCACCCAACUUCAGAAGAACGGCGAGCUUCCCAGCGACGCACGACCUGCCAUCUUCGAGGCAGCGUGGCUGAUCAGACAAGCGGUUGAGAAGGUCAAGCAGCCCGAUUACAUCCCUUCUCGCAUCGCACUCGCUACAUCUCUCGAGGAUCCCGCCAUGGAGGGCGCAGCUUUCCGCAAGGCAAAUCAGCCUGACCACGCGGGCUUGAGCUGCAGCGUCUGGGUGCACAUGGGUGCCGAUGUUGACUUUGGAAUCCCUGGCACUGGUGGGAAGGCAGACUUUGUGCGCAAGACGUACUCUGCCAACGAUGGAAGUAUGAAUAUCAUGCAGAGACGCGGAAUCACGAAGGGAGACGCGCCCUGGGAUGUACUCCUUGCGCUCAGGGAUGAUGAUAUGGAUCGUGUCUGCAGCGAGAAGGAGCUUGGUCAGUGGACGCAGGAUUGGUGCCCGCGGUUUUAG
Colletotrichum gloeosporioides is the source of this 2004-nucleotide messenger RNA. RefSeq lists its product as uncharacterized. The transcript has a single exon. Lineage: Eukaryota; Fungi; Ascomycota; Sordariomycetes; Glomerellales; Glomerellaceae. The coding region runs from base 1 to 2004 and encodes 667 amino acids. Gene Ontology annotation, molecular function: acyltransferase activity, transferring groups other than amino-acyl groups. The record is from RefSeq and is a predicted model, not a curated record.